AUGAUGUUUUGGGGCUCUAAAUCUGGUAUCAGUAGUAAAUAUAGCUUUUCGUCCUCUGCUACUUUUACAUCAGAACCUUGGAGCGUAUACACAGGUAGAUUGAAGACUGCAACUAGUGGCUCAUCCAAUUCCAAAGUGUCAAUAUUUAUCUUUGAUAAGAAACUAUUUGAAAAUUACCUAUCCAAUUAUGGUAUUAUUAAGUCGAAAACAUCUAGCAAUGAUAGGAAACUUCUCGAAGAGGCCUACGAUAUUUUGAGAAACCAAGUUAAUAAUCUAGCUCGUUUAAAACAUCCAAAUAUCUUAACAUUACUAGAGCCAUUAGAAGAACACAGUAAAAACUUCAUGUUUGUAUCAGAAUUUAUUACAGGUACUGUGGAGACUAUUUUUACUAAGAAGAAUGAUGAAGAGGAUUUUUUAAAAGGACAUGUAACGGACGAAAUCGUGAUUCACAGGGGUAUCUUUCAAUUGGUACAUGCAUUAGAUUUUAUUCAUAAUAGAACAAAUUCUGUUCAUCUAGAUAUUCAACCAAAAACUAUCUUCAUUAAUGAAAACUCCGACUGGAAGAUCUCUGGGUUUGGCCAUAUCAUGAAGUUACCUGAUAAUGGUAACAAUUCGACUACGGAAUAUGACAUUCCACAUUAUGAUCCUAGAGUUCCUGCUUUUAUACAUUUAGCAUUGGAUUACACUGCACCUGAAAUAGUUUUAGAUCACGCUGUAUCCACAAAAAGUGAUAUGUUUUCGUUAGGUCUCUUGAUGUAUUCACUGUAUUCUAAGGAGAGUUUGUUACAUACAGAAAACUCGACAUCUGAGUAUAAGGAUGAAUACAUUAAAUUUCAAAAGAAAGUAAGUACGAUGUCGUGGGACAAUGUAUUUAUUAAGUUACCUGCGAAGUUGAGACACUGUAUCCCAAUGUUGAUCAACAGAGAUAUUUUUGCACGUUAUGAUAAUAUUACAAAUUUCUUAGAGAGUGAAUUCUUCCAGGAUCCAAUGAUCAAGACAUUAAAUUUCUUAGACGACCUACCAACCAAGAGUAACGAGGACAAACUUAUAUUCUUAGAAGGUUUAGAAGAAUUAUUACCACAGUUCCCAGUGACCUUACUACAAAAGAAGUUUUUAGCAGUGCUGUUAAGUUUAUUAAAUCAGUUAUGUGCUGAAAGGAAUGUUAAUUCACGAUGCGUUUCAUUGAAUUUAAGCCUUGUUAUUAAGAUCGGUGCUACAAUUUCCCAACUAUCGUUUCAAGAGAGGAUACUACCCGUUUUAACUAACAAAACAAAUUUCCCAGUACUAUUAGCCUAUGCCACUACUGGUUUGAUCGAUAACUUAAAUAUUCUAAAGGAAAAAAUUAAGUCUAAUGAAUACAUAGAGAACAUUUUGAAACCUUUGUUAACCUCGGUAUUGAAUGAUAUGGAGGGAGAGACCUCCAUCGUGCCUCAAGAAAAGUUAUUAAUGCACGUUCCUUUAAUUUUAGAGAGUAUAGAUUUUUUAACAGUGAAGAAAUUUUUACUACCAUUGAUCUCAAAAUUGUUCACAAAGACCACUAGUCUAAAGAUAAAAGUCAUAUGUGUCGAGUCGUUCGAGACUUUAAUUGAAAAGAAAACCAUAGACUCAUACAUCUGUUGUGAUGAAGUGUUGCCAUUAUUUAAAUCGAUGAAAAGUAGAGAUUCGAGAAUUCUGAUGAAAUCAUUAAAAUUUUUCCAGAUUGUACCAAAUCUAGUAGAGGAUGAAAGUAUAUUAGUCUGUCAAUUACUGCCGCUAAUCUGGAGUUACUCUCUUACAGACACAUUAAAUUCUAGCGAAUACACUGAGUUCAUCAAGGUUAUCAACAAGAUAUCUGGGGACAUACAGAAAGUCCACAUAGGUAAACUAGAGAAGAACACCAGCAACAGCCAGAGCAACAAGAACUUUAACAAGAUCAUCGACUCUGCUGCAAUGGAUUCCAUGGGCUUAAAUAAGUCAUCAUCAUCACUUCCGCAAGAACCAGUCAUGGCCACUCCGGCAAUCAUUCCUGUCAAAAAGACUCCUACAAACAUUCCCAUUCCAGUUCACUCAUCUUCACAGCCACAGCCACAAAGCAAUCCAUUGAAAAAGGCUCCAACUUCCACAGUGCCGUCAACCACAACAUAUGGUAAACCGUCUAACACAUUAGACGGGUUCAGCGAUUUUGUCGGCACUCCAAGCAUCACCACCCCCCCUAGCACCAGCACGCCAGUGAUGUCAUUAAACAGAAAAACUGACACCACUUCCUCUGCCAAAUCAACCCUCCCACCGGGCUUCUCUGUCCCCUUGCAGCCAAUGAGAAGCACCUCCAAAUCAGCGAUGACCCCAGCAACAUCGACAACUACCAGCAACAACAACACCUGGAACCCAAACAACGGCGACUCGUUGAUAUAA
Molecule: messenger RNA, 2391 nt
Organism: Tetrapisispora phaffii CBS 4417
Lineage: Eukaryota; Fungi; Ascomycota; Saccharomycetes; Saccharomycetales; Saccharomycetaceae
Gene: SCY1
Product: Scy1p
Exons: 1
Coding region: 1-2391 (796 amino acids)
Biological process (GO): protein phosphorylation
Molecular function (GO): ATP binding; protein kinase activity
Source: RefSeq, a predicted model, not a curated record